Pecten maximus is the source of this 4239-nucleotide messenger RNA. RefSeq names its product amyloid protein-binding protein 2-like. The transcript has 9 exons. Gene Ontology annotation, molecular function: protein binding. The record is from RefSeq and is a predicted model, not a curated record. Gene Ontology annotation, biological process: regulation of apoptotic process; intracellular protein transport. Bases 93 to 2531 code for a protein of 812 amino acids. Lineage: Eukaryota; Metazoa; Mollusca; Bivalvia; Pectinida; Pectinidae.
UCCGCUGUGAAAAAUCAUGGCCGAUCAUUGAGGACAACAAAACGUCAGGAGACCAAUUGCUUUAUUUUCUAACAAAUAUAUGACGGAUUACAAUGGCAGCCAACAUUCGGAAAGAUACUUUCGUUUUAUCUGACCAAAAAAGUACAGAUACCAUGUCAGGAAUAGACAAGCAAAAUGUGAUGAGAUUACGCAUCAACAGAAUAGCUCUGGUCCAGGAGCUGAAGAUUGAUCACAUUAUUGGACCUCUCAUAGAACACAAUGUAAUAAAUAACACGGACCAGAGAAAGAUUUCACAUGGAACUACACAUGCAGACAAAGCUCGUAUACUCAUAGACUUACUGCCCUCAAAAACUAAUGUCCCUGAUUGGUACAAUAUAUUCCGUGAUGCUAUGAUGAAUCCAGAUGCUGGUCCAGAAGUAAGGAAGAGAUAUCGUUCUCUGGUGGAAUUUCUUGACAACACCGUGAUACACCGUCCAACCUCUCAAACUACAAAAUUUAGUGAGACCAUGGACAAAAGGAGAUUGCCUCAUUACAAUCCAGUACCACCCAUUAUAAAGGACAACAAGGGCAGGUCUAAGCCCCAAAAUGUCCUCAACCUUGAUGAGGAAAGACAAGGGGCACCUCCAGACCAGGAAAUGGAAAAACAGGCCAAGGAUAUGGUCCCAGAGAGAGGAGACAAAUUAACUCCCUGGAAUCAAGACAACCAGGACUCCAUGACACUCAUCAAGGGUUUUUUCCAGCAGUGGGUUCCUACUCCAGAUAACUUCAGGUCACUACUGCAGGUUCCUGAAGAGCAUUUCCAAGCUCUCCAAGGGUCAAAUCAUCCUGAUGACAAGGCACAACUAGCUUUAGAGACAAAAGCUUUAGAAAAAAUCAGAAAGUUGGAACUAGUUGCAGUACUGGGACGGAGAAAGCAGCUUCCACAAGGCUUUGAACUCUGCAUGUGUGAUGUUGUACAUGAGAUUUUAUUUGACUCGGAAAACUACCACCUUUAUUUCAAAUAUUUUAGGAACCUACAAGAAUCUGAAGUGCAUUUGCUCAGUGACAUUGUGGAUUCUUAUUCUUCUAUAAUGCAAGCACUGGAUCCGUCGAAAUCAACAGAUGACACGAAACAGGCGAUCAAACUAGGUUUCCAUUUGAUAGACUUUCUUGCUGAGUUUGGAUACUUCAAGGAAGCAGAGCUCAUCAUGGCUGUUCUGCUAGUUGUUCUCAACCAGACGGACAACAUGGAAACUUGGAUGACCAAGUACAAAGGUUUUGUGAAGCUCAUGCGAUUACGGAACAUGAAUUACGAUUUCAGUGGAGCGUACAAUGCCUACUCCAUGGCGACUGAGAUGACGUGGAAAAUCGACAUGAUGUCAUUUGGAAAGGACCUAGUACCAAAGGCAGAGCUUUAUAACGAAGUCUGUCAGAUGAUGUUGGAGCGUGGAUCUAUAAAUGGUGCCUUUGGUUGGGCACAGAAGGCCUUAAAGGAGGUUCAGGAGACUGACUCUGUCAAUGUGAUCAACAUCCUUUGUACAGCAGUGAUCUCCUACUGCUCCAAGUGGCAGGUGAAGAGAGCCGAAACGUUGGCUAUACAUGCUGUUCAACAGGCCAGAUCCAUGUUUGGACCCAGACAUCCUUUGUACCUGAAGGCACUCCUUGCUUUCUGUCACUUCUCAAAUGAGUUUAAACAGGACCAGGCUGGUCUAGAUGUUGCUAUGCAUGCACUAGAGGUGGCCCAGAAGAUCUAUGGCUGUGACAUGAUCAUGACCGCCCUCGCUCACCGUGCCGUGUGUAAGGCCAUGCUUGUCCUACAGAAGUUUGAUGAAUUCAACUAUGAUGAACAUGCUAAUGAGGGUCUGAGGAAGGCAAGGAUUCUACUGCGGGAUAAUCACCCUAUGUUGUACCUCUUCCUCCAUACAGCAGCCACAUCUCUCCAGUGGAAAGCCCUUCAUUCCUCAAAGGAUAUGAUGAAUGCGACCUUGACAUUAGCCGAGACGGAGGCCAAGAUUGCCAUCGAUAUAGUUGAGGAGUACUAUGGUAGCAUCAGUGUGAGAUCUGCCCAGAUGUAUUCUCUACUUGGACAGAUCUACUCCAAGAUGGACAGACUACAGGAUGCUGAGAAGAUGCUGUACAAGAGUGCUAUGAGCUUCAAGUUGUGCCUCAGUCCUAACAGCAACUUCAGACUUCUGGCAAUGGCUACCCUCGGUACUUUCUACAAGAUCUUUGACAAGCCAAAGGAAGCUAUCCUCAUGUUCAAUGAUGUCAUCACCAAUUUAGAACCUUGUGGAGUAUAUUUGAAGUGGGUUCAUGUAUGCUUUGAGCACCUGGUGAGCACACUUCAGUCCAUCAGCCUUAACAAGGAGGCUGACGAGGUUCAGAUAAAGCUGUCGCAGUGGUUACGCGACCACCCUGUAUACGACCGUGUGAUUACUGUGGAAGAUCUGCAGGAGAAAGCACAACCUUUUCAUCGAUUCCAGGAAGAUUUCAACAUUUGGGAGAAACGCACCAAGAAGCUUCUGGAUGCAGUGUUGAAAAAAAACGAUUGAACAAAAAGUCUCAGGAAACUUUUUAACUGCCUGUGAUAAAUCAUCUCUUAUAUAAAAAGAUUUUUUUAUCAGCCAAAUAUAUAUAGAAUAUUUUUUCUAGUAAGAAAAGAUAUUUACUGUCUGGAAUUUACUGUACAUAAUGUUCUGUUUUGUGGUAAUUAUUUUGUUUUAAGAAAUUCUCAAAAUUAAAAAAAAAAUUCUUAAAAAAAUAAAAAUCCAUACUAAGUGUCAAGCAUGUAGUUUUAUAUAAACUGACAAAACCUGAUAUUCUUUCAAAUGUAUUAUGAUCAUCAGAUCAGAUUGGAACUUAGUGAAAUAUAAUUUUCCACUGCCGUUUUGGAGCUGAAAGUGUCAAAUGAAACCACAUGUACUGUAUACUUACAUCUGUGAUUCGUGUUGAAGUUUAUUGUAGGACAUUACCGAACUUUGGGUCUCAAACGAGUGUUUAUGAGUAUGUACGAUGUGGAUCAACGCUACAUGUACAGACAGUUAUGGGUUUUGUAGGUCGUUACGCAGGUGUGAUGCCUGUGUGGGAUAAAAUCAUUAAAAGCUAUAUACAAUAUAGAUGUAUGAACUAGUAAGCACAUCUAUCCCUUAUAAAUGCACCACUACCUGUUUCUCUGGUAUAUAGUUGAAUUAUGUAAGGAAUGGCAUGAUCAUUAUCAAGCUGUGUGACAAUUACCAGAUAGAAAAAUGAAAAAAUAAAUCCAUAUAUUUUUUAAAUGAAAAUAUGUGAAAGUGUAAAAUGUGGUUGAUGUAAUUAUUAAGAAAUUGUAUUGUUUGAAAAAUAAUUGUAUGUUGUUAAAGAAAAGCCUAAGCAUUUAAAAUGUUUUUUUUUUCUUCACUUGUUUAACAGCAUAUGUAUUGUCCAUUGUAAAAAAAAUAACCUUUGAAAUGCAUUCAUUUGAAAUUCAGCAGAAUUAAUAGUUUAUAACAUAAGAUUUAUAAGAUUACAAUCACAAAAUUCUCGUACCUAUUUACUUUACACUAACAAUGUAUGUGAUAACAUGUAAGUAAAACUCUUGGUAUUUUUAUAUGAAUGUAUAUUAUAUAUUGUCUGUGUUAUUUGUUUGACAUUCUUUUGUUUAAGUGUAUAUUUUCUUGAAUAUAUUGCUAACUUUUUACCUUUACAUGUAUAUGCGUACAAUGUCCAUUUAUAUGCCUCUUAUACAUCAAAUGUCCAGAAAUUUCGUCUUUAUUUUUAUAAAAUAUUUUACCAUCACACAUUUUUGUUGCCCAUGUUCUCUCCCUACUUUUAGAUUUCUUUAUGCAAAAUCGAAAUUUUCAUUUUACUUAAUUUACAUAUUUGUGUGUGAAAUUUUAAUGUGUCUUUGUUCUUGUUUGAAAGCACAAUAUUAUGUUGUUGAGUUUGUCUCUUUACAACACAUUUUCCCCCCAUGUAAAAGUGUCACCACAAUAGAUAGGUUAAGAACUGCAUGAUAGAUAAUCUUUCAGCUAAAAUAUUUAUACAACAUGUUACUAAAUUGUCUUUUUUUAUUGUUGUCAGCAUUAUCAAAUCUCAAAAACCUGACCCUUUUAGAGUAGUAUGUAUUUCCUUAAACAUGGAUUAAAAUUAAGUUUCGCAUCAGUUAUUGUGAAUAAAAAUGUGACUGAACUUUUUUUAUUUGAAAGGUAUGAUAGUGAACUGCAGAAAUUCAAACUUUACAGAAAAGCUAAAAAAAAAAAAAAAAAAAAAUACUGGUCUACC